Messenger RNA from Ilyonectria robusta, 3783 nucleotides. Its product is annotated as von Willebrand factor type A domain-containing protein. The transcript has a single exon. The record is from RefSeq and is a predicted model, not a curated record. The coding region runs from base 121 to 3501 and encodes 1126 amino acids. Lineage: Eukaryota; Fungi; Ascomycota; Sordariomycetes; Hypocreales; Nectriaceae.
CUCCGUUCCCAACAGUUUGAGAUCAAAUCAUCUCCUUCGUUCUCUUUUGCCUUUCCCGGGAGACAUACUCGUUGGCCCUCGUCUUUAUCCCAUCGUACAACGACCGAUUUCGCGUCAAAUAUGACUGCCUUCUUUAGCCAUCACCUUGAGACGGAGCGACUCCCGUCCGGCGUGUUCUUUGCGAACCCUGGUCGAGCUCCUCCUGGGCUUGAUUUGGAGGCAAAUGCCCACCCAUUUAUUGCCUCAGUCUUUCCCACGUUCCCCAAUCACCAGAAACAGUUGGCCGUUGGUCAGAAGCCAGCUUUAUGCCUACCUCUUCUGGACGUUACGGUGAACGUACGUGUGGACUCAGCCAUCGCGAGCACGAAGCUCGUUCAGAGAUUCACAAACAUAUCCGCAGACAACAUCCCAGAAGCACAUUACACAUUCCCACUGUAUGAUCGCGCAGUUGUCACAUCAUUUCGAUGCGAGAUUGGCGACUCGAAGCUGUUGGAGGGUCAGGUCAAGCCGAAGGCGGAUGCUAAGCGGGAGUAUACCCGGGCGAUUGAGAAGAUGGAGGCUGCCGCACUCCUUGAAGAGCAUACUCCAGAGGUUUUUGAGACCAGGAUCGGUAAUAUUCCUGGAAAGUCUGUUAUCAGGGUCGAAAUCACGUACGUGAAUGAGCUGGAGCCGGAUUUGGGAGGGGAUGGUGUGCUCUUGACCAUACCUACCUCCAUUGCGCCGCGAUAUGGGCACUCACCUCAGGGUAUCUCAAGCGCAUCUGAGGUGACCGAGACCGGACUCAGGAUCGAUAUUGCCGUGAUUUCUUCAGGUCAUGUCAAGAAGCUCGAGAGUCGCACCCAUCCUGUGUCGGUCGAGUUUGGAAGAGCCAGUCAGCCUCCAGAGGCCAGCAGCUUCAGCGACCUUGCAAAACAGAAGAGCAGAGACGAGGCAUACGACCCGAGAAGAGCAAUGGCACAUCUUGCUGAAAGAGACGCAAGCAUGGGGAAAGACUUUGUCCUCCUAAUUCAGACGUCUGGAUCAUCGCUGUUGCGUUCUGGCGCUGUUCUCUCGCCUCCUAAUGCAGUCGGCCACUCGGCACUCAUGGUCACUGUCAAGCCAAGCGAGCUCUUUACAGACCUGCCCACUCUGGAUGGAUUCAAUGGCGAAAUCAUCUUUCUCGCUGAUCGGUCUGGCUCCAUGGCAGGCAGCAAGAUCAACACACUUCGAGAUGCUCUUGGCGUGUUCUUGAAGAGUCUUCCUGGGACCUGCUUCUUCAACCUUUUUUCCUUUGGAAGCGACUUUUCCUCGUUAUGGGACACCUCCGAGCCAUACAACCAGCAGAAUCUAGAAACCGCAGUGGCUCACGUCUCGGGAUUCCAGAACGACAUGGGCGGAACUAAGCUUCUUCCUGCUUUGAAACAGGUUGUUGAACGUCGGAUCAAAGAUGCCAGCUCGACACAGGUCAUUCUGCUCACAGAUGGUGAAGUUUGGAAGACUGAAGAAACCAUCGGCUUUGUUCGCAAAACAGCUUCUGAACUUGGGGAACAGGUCAGAUUCUUUGCCCUCGGAAUUGGAAACGAGGUAUCGCAUCGCCUGAUCCAAGGCAUAGCGGGGGAAGGUGGUGGCCUUGGCGAGGUGGCUGGGGUUGAUGGUCAGGGAGACUGGCAGGGAAGAGUCAUUCGCAUGCUCAGUGGCGCCUUGAUGCCAAAGAGCUGGACGUACCAAAUCGACCUUGGACCUGAGUACGCAGUCAAGUCCCUGGAAGUUGAUGACUUUAUGGAAGUCGGAUCCAAUAGCAGCGCCUCGUCAGCCGCAAAUCUCGCCAGCUAUAUCCAAGCCCCGCGCCAAAUUCCUGCACUUCAUCACUUCAACCAGAAAUCGGUCUUCUUCCUGAUUUCGUCGAAGUCCGGAAAUCCCCCUACCGAAGUAACUGUCACAGCAAAGGCAGAUGGGGGGUUAACUUCGACAACUAAUCUACCAGUGAUUCCAACAGUCGAAGACGCAAGCACAAUUCAGCACCUAGCUGUUAAAGCUGCGUUGGUGGAUCUUGAAAGUCACACUAUCCAAGACGUUUCGCAGAUAACGGCUCGCCAGAACGCCGAGCGAAUGGGAGAGAUGUACUCAAUAUCAAGCAAGUGGACCAGUUUUGUUGCCGUGGAUCGAGCAACACAGGCCAUCGAUGAGAUCAACAUGUAUAAGGCGCCAUCCAAAGAAUUGAGCCUCCUGACAAGCCCGGCACGUCAGCGCGCGUGGCUGACGGCACCACGGGGAGUGCGCUAUGCUGCAUCAUCAGGCUCUUCGUCGAUCGGUAACGACAAUAUUUGCUUGCCACCGCCGCCGCCACCACCACCUUAUAUUUCGAAUGCUCCGAGUCACGCGUGCUCAUAUAUUGGACGUCCCCGCUGCCGAUCCCGGCAAUCGUUUGCAUCCGCGACAUAUCUUGAACCUCUGUGUGCAAAUUCUCCUUCUUCGUCUAGCGAUUCCUUUGAUGAUCUAUCUUGGAAACCGUCUUGCGCAUCCUUUGAUGAAGAACCGAAAAACAAGCUUCUGCAUAGGAGAUACCUCCCCAGAUGCGCCAAGCUACCACACAAAAGCUCUGGCCCGGCACCAACGGAAAUGACGGACAUUCAUGGCACCGACCCAUUGGAGAAGGGUUUUGGCCAUCACAGCCAAGUACGCGAGUUUCUUGAAACUCCACCGACCAUCGAUGCUUAUAUAGCCAUCUCAAUCGAUAGCCCCUGGUCCGACAUUGUGGCCUCACAAACUGCAAAGGGCAUCUUCCAGCUAGAUGAUGACCUUCGCCGCAAACUAGCGAAUCAUUUCUGCCCUGCAACGCGAGGAUCCGUGCUCACACUCAUUGGAGACCUGAACGAUGAGGGCGAGCCAGGUGAGGACCGAGAUGCUGUGGUGGAUACCUUGAUGAUGAUUUGCUACGUGGAGACACAUCUGUAUCAGAAGAAGGACCUCUGGGACUUGAUGAUACGGAAGGCCGAAAACGCGGUAGCGACUUAUCUCCCCAGCGUUCAGAUACGAGUCCAGGUCCAACAAACUCUGAAGUCUUCAAUCGUACAUCUGCACGACCGUCGGUACAAGCCUCAGAUGGACCUUGCGUCUCCUCAAUCCAAGAAACGGGCUUCCUGCCUCGUCUGCGCGGCAACGGCUGGCGAAGCUGCGGAAGCUCCGGAAGCUCCGAAUUCUUUAGGGGCUAACCUUUGUUGUGGAUUUGACGAGUGCGAGGAUGUUUUCGAGAAUCAGGAAGACCUUUGGGUACAUCAAGUUUCCAAGAGCCAUGUGAAGUGUGAAACGGAAGAAGACACUACUCCCAUCCAAGGCCAGGAGGUAGAUGUCCAAAGGCCUCAAGAAGGCCAAGAGGUUAUUAAACACGGCGACGAGGAACUGCAAAUUGAUCAAGGAAAGAAGAAGAGGAGCAGUUGGAUCAGUUCUGAAGGCGGGAAGGGUUCCUUGGUAAACGCUAUGACAAAACUUAAGGCUGGGCUGCGGUUCCGGAGACAGAGCUGAUUAACACUUUGGUCAAUCAUUGCUACAACUAUUCGCAGGAAAUUUUGAUUAGGCAAAGCUGCGCGAACACAGAAACGCCAAACUAAAUUUGAGAUGUGCCACAAGAGUUGCAUGCGCGAAUUGAAUAGCAAAAGAACCACGCGAAACCCCGGUCGGCCUUGACCAAGCAUCAGUUCAUGCAAUGAUACCACACCAGCCUCCCAUGCAUACUACAAGCGAUACUUUAAUGUACCAAUGCACCUCGUAUGAUUAGAACUCAAGUCUUGCUUGCGUGAUAUAGGC